CUCAGCAUCUUCAGCCCCGGCAACAGCCUCCGCAGUUGCUGGAGCGGCCGCGCCCGCGGCAGGGAAGAAGCAGCAGUUGGGGAGGCUCCAAGUUGGCGGAGCGGCGGGGACUCCUGGAUUCUUCAGCGCCCUGCCCCGGGACGGGCUGAGAGACGAGCAGGGAAGGGCCCGCCUCCCGGCCCCGAGCCCCGAGCCUGUGGCAGCACCAUGCACGCCGAGUCGGCGUGACCGGCUCCGCCCGCAGCUUCCCCGCUCCCUGCGCCUGCCGGGCGACCUGCAGCCCAGCCCGACACUCUCGCUGGCCACACCGAACGGCGCCCGGGAGCUAUGAGCCAUGAAGCCGCCAGGCAGCAGUUCCCGGCGGUCGCCUCUGGCGGGCGGCAGCCUCCGCGGCACCUCCUGCAUCCCCUGCGGCGGCCCCGCCGGCCUGGCGCCUACCUGCGUCCUGGUCCGCGCGCCGCCUUGCCGCAUGCUCCUCAUGCUUCUCCUGCUGCCUCCUUUCGCCUCCUCGUCCCGGCCCCGCGCUUGGGGGACAGCUGCAGCCAGCGCUCCGCAUUGGAAUGAAACUGCAGAAAAAAAUUUGGGAAUCCUGGCAGAUGAAGACAGAACAUUGCAACAGAAUAGCAGCAGUAAUAUCAGUUAUAGCAAUGCAAUGCAGAAAGAAAUUACACUGCCUUCAAGACUCAUAUAUUACAUUAACCAAGACUCGGAAAGCCCCUACCAUGUUCUAGACACAAAGGCAAGACACCAGCAAAAACAUAACAAGGCUGUCCAUCUGGCCCAGGCAAGCUUCCAGAUUGAAGCCUUUGGCUCCAAAUUCAUUCUUGACCUCACAUUGAACAAUGGUUUGCUGUCGUCUGAUUAUGUGGAGAUUCACUAUGAAAAUGGAAAACCGCAGUACUCUAAGGGUGGAGAGCACUGUUACUACCACGGAAGCAUCAGAGGCGUCAAGGACUCCAGGGCAGCUCUGUCCACCUGCAACGGACUUCAUGGUAUGUUUGAAGAUAAUACCUUUGCGUAUAUGAUAGAACCACUGGAGCUGAUUCAUGAUGAGAAAAGCACAGGUCGACCACAUAUAAUCCAGAAAACCAUGGCAGGACAGUAUUCUAAGCAAAUGAAGAAUCUCAGUAUGGAAAGCAGUGAUCAGUGGCCCUUUAUGUCUGAAUUACAGUGGUUGAAAAGGAGAAGGAAGAGAGCAGUGAAUCCAUCUCGUGGUGUGUUUGAAGAAAUGAAAUAUUUAGAACUUAUAAUUGUUAAUGAUCACAAAACGUUUAAGAAGCAUCGUUCUUCUCAUGCACAUACCAACAACUUUGCCAAGUCUGUGGUCAACCUUGUAGAUUCUAUUUACAAGGAGCAGCUCAAUACCAGGGUGGUCCUGGUGGCUGUGGAGACCUGGACUGAGAAGGAUCAUAUUGAUAUCACCACCAACCCCGUGCAGAUGCUCCAUGAAUUCUCCAAAUACCGGCAGCGCAUCAAGCAGCAUGCUGAUGCUGUGCACCUCAUCUCGCGUGUGACAUUUCACUAUAAGAGAAGCAGUCUGAGCUACUUUGGAGGUGUCUGUUCUCGCACGAGAGGAGUUGGUGUGAAUGAGUAUGGUCUUCCAAUGGCAGUGGCACAAGUACUGUCGCAGAGCCUGGCUCAAAACCUUGGAAUCCAAUGGGAACCUUCUAGCAGAAAGCCAAAAUGUGACUGCACAGAAUCCUGGGGUGGCUGCAUCAUGGAGGAAACAGGGGUUUCCCAUUCCCGAAAGUUCUCAAAAUGCAGCAUUUUGGAGUACAGAGACUUUUUACAGAGAGGGGGUGGAGCCUGUCUUUUCAACAGGCCAACAAAGCUGUUUGAGCCCACUGAAUGUGGAAAUGGAUAUGUAGAAGCUGGAGAGGAAUGUGAUUGUGGUUUCCAUGUGGAGUGCUACGGAUUGUGCUGUAAGAAAUGCUCGCUCUCCAAUGGGGCACACUGCAGCGAUGGACCCUGCUGUAACAAUACCUCAUGUCUGUUUCAGCCACGAGGCUAUGAAUGUCGGGAUGCUGUGAAUAGUUGUGAUAUUACUGAAUAUUGUACUGGAGACUCUGGUCAGUGCCCACCAAAUCUUCAUAAGCAAGAUGGAUAUUCAUGCAAUCAAAAUCAGGGCCGCUGCUACAAUGGGGAGUGCAAGACCCGGGACAACCAGUGUCAGUACAUCUGGGGAGCAAAGGCUGCAGGGUCUGACAAGUUCUGUUAUGAAAAACUGAAUACAGAAGGCACAGAGAAGGGAAAUUGUGGGAAGGAUGGAGACCGAUGGAUCCAGUGCAGCAAACAUGAUGUGUUCUGUGGAUUUUUACUCUGUACCAACCUUACUCGAGCUCCACGUAUUGGUCAACUUCAGGGUGAGAUCAUUCCAACUUCCUUUUACCAUCAAGGCCGGGUGAUUGACUGCAGUGGUGCUCAUGUGGUUUUGGAUGAUGAUACAGACAUGGGCUAUGUAGAAGAUGGAACACCAUGUGGCCCAUCUAUGAUGUGUUUAGAUCGGAAGUGCCUACAGAUUCAAGCCCUAAAUAUGAGCAGCUGCCCACUCGAUUCCAAGGGCAAAGUCUGUUCAGGCCAUGGGGUGUGUAGUAAUGAAGCCACCUGCAUCUGUGAUUUCACAUGGGCGGGGACCGACUGCAGUAUCCGAGACCCAGUUAGAAACCUUCAUCCGCCCAAGGAUGAAGGACCCAAGGGUCCUAGUGCCACCAAUCUCAUAAUAGGCUCCAUCGCUGGUGCCAUCCUGGUAGCGGCUAUUGUCCUUGGGGGCACAGGAUGGGGAUUUAAAAAUGUCAAGAAGAGGAGGUUCGAUCCUACUCAACAAGGCCCCAUCUGAAUCAGCUGCACUGGAUGAACUUGGCCUUGACUGUUGGAUUCUGGGUCUGACAUACUUGCAUCAGCGAGGUCGGAACUAUUAAGUCUGUAAACAAGAAUAUUGGGUGGUAGUGACUAUAGAACUAAAGUUGGGGUGACAGGAAUGGGGUAAGAGAAUACUGACCUUUAUGAAGAUAAUUUCAAAGAACUCCACACAUCACAUGUCUAUAAAAAGGGGGCAAAAGACCAUGUUAUAAAACAAAUGUUUCAGAAUCUUUUUCUCCUAACUAAAGGAAGAAGGAACAACAACAAAAAAAUUAAGUGCAAUAAAAAGAACCAUUAAAAAAUAGCAAAUGAUUAUUUUUCCCUCAGCCUGCUGGCACUUAAUAUCUUCUAAAUGAUUUGGCAUGAUUUUUUUUUUCUUUUCUACCAAUGACAAACUCCACUGGCAUGAAGAUCUAAUUUUUGAAAGGGUAAAAACUGCAUGGCAUAUAUACAACAACAAGCUAGCAAGCCAAUCCUCAGCAAAACCUGCAACUGAAUUCCUGAAAUGAAGAUGACAGAUGAACACACAGAAGCUGGCCUGGGCCUCUUCACUAAGCUCCCUGCCCCUCUACUCCUGAAGGCCAUGGCAGAACUUCAGGGGGUCCCACUCUUGUUGAUUCACUUUCUCCAUUGUUUUUCCCCUGGACUGAGCAUCUGUUGGAAAUGGGAGCUGGAAUUUGAACAAUGAUGCUAUUGUAUAGUUCUUUUAUAAAUGUAAAUAUGGAAAUAAGAGAUUUUGACAUCAUUUUCACUUGUCUGUGCUGAAAUAUUUUCUUGUAAAAGUUCUCUGUAAGUUUGAAUUUAUCCUUUGCUCCUCAACUUUUCUAUUUCUUUUCUCAUGCUUUCUUUCUUGCUUUCUCUUUCUUACUUUCUCCUCCCUCCCUCCCUCCCUAUCUCCUUCCUUCCUUCCUUUCUUCCUUUCUUCCCUCCUUCCUUCUUUGUCUCUGUCCUUCUGUCUUGUAACAUAUUGUUCAGUGAUUGUUGGGCUUGCUUAUAAAGAGAUGUAGCCACAGAUAGAGGUAGCUUGGGCAUGAAUCAGGUGCAAUUUAAAGUCAUUAUGCUUGAAACCAAAAACAAACAAAAGAGGGGGGACACAAACAACAAAAUACCCAUAUUAAAAACACUCUACGAUUAUGUAAAUGCAAAUAUAUGUUCUGACAAGUCUCUAAAAUUUUUUGAUGUCAUUAUAAACGUAUGUAUAUAAUGUAAGAAAGUAGACACCCUUUCAAAGUAAUCACAAAAGUGCCAAGUUCAUUAUUUUAGUUUUUGUUUUUGACAGUUUUCUUUCCCUGUCUUUAAUGUGAAAGGAGGAUAAACUUAAAGCCUUAAAAAAAAUAAUAAUUUUUAAAUGUUGAAAGCUUGGAAAAAGUUAAGCUUUCCAUUUUAUUCAUGUUGUCAAUAUUUCAUUCAUGCUUCAACUUCUUGCCUCAAAAUAUAUAUGGUAGAACUCCACUGUAAAAUUGCUAAUGGGGAGAGAAGGAGCAGUUAUCUUCUUGUCAACAUUGUUACAACAUACUUUAAUUCUGUGUGUUGUGUUUUCAAGAAAUAGUUUGACCCAUAGUAUUCUCUGAUCCAUGGAAUGUUGUACUGGAUUAUGAUGGGAUUCUACUAUAUACAAGUUCAUGUUCUUUUCCUUCCAGACAUUUGCAGGUGUAAUCUGGAUUCCCAAGUCCCUCUGAGUUUACUUCAUUUUCACUUGAUUUCUUCUUCCUUUUAUGGUCAAGAUAGCUUCCAUGCAAGUGAGUAAGUUAAUAAAGAAAUUUGGUCCCAACUUUGUUUUAGAACAUAAAACUUGUACCUGAUCACAUCAGUGAGCAUCCAUCUCAAGACAAGCUUUACUCAAGCCCCGCAAGGAGCCCACCCUUCUGUAAUGCCUUCUUAUCUUUAAGAAUGGGACAUGCAGUUGUCUAUUCACUUCCGCGUGACUCUGAAUCAGUUGCUAGCUUUAGCUCGAAGUCCCUUUUCAGCAAGAUUCAUGGCACUAGUCUUACAACUUUAACUUUGGAAAGGAAUAUCUCCUAAAAAUAUACUGCUUAAACAGUGGGAUUUUAUUUCCCAAAGUUAUCUUUAAUUGUGGAACUAUCACACUCAUAGAGCAGAAACCUUCAUUUCUAUAUGCUACAGUAGGCCAUACCUAACAUCCUAAUCUUAUUAUUUUCUGAGUAAUAGGUGCUACACAAGUAUGUCGUCUUUCUCUAGAAAUAGCUAUAUGUUCAUACUGUAAUUACAGGGCUAUCUACAGGUUUAUUGGCCUUGCCCCUGGCUUCAUAAGAUGCGGGUUUUAUCCCCCUGCAUAGUUAUGGUUAUGGUUCUUUCAACUUGGAGGAAACUCAGAUUACUUAGCUUCUGUGCGUUUUACUGCAUUGCUUAGUAUCUCCCUGUUACUGGAUCCUAUUCGCUAGUAGACACUAAGCUGCUGCUAAGUACACCAGACUAACUUCACCACUCUUCCAGAGACACCAUGGUGACUUAACAGGAAAAAAAAAACCAUGGUGGUUACAAAACAAGUUAAAUCUCUAUUGGUAGCUUUUGAGCAUUUCACAUACAACAUUGUAAAUGUGCGAUGUUAUAUUUUAAAUCAGACCACAGUGGUCCCCAAAUAUUAUGUAAAUAUGGCAAAUGUCAGUGUAACUUUUCGUUACACUGGCAGUUUCAUAGGUAACCAAACCUAUGCUCCAAUGUUAAAUUGUUUGUAUAUGUAAAGUACACAAGCUUUAAGCUAUAUGUGUAUGAAUAUGAAAGAUAAUGCAAUCAUACAAUUCGUAAACAAUGGAUUAUAAUUACUUUGGGUGGCAUUAGGUUAUGUGAUUUCCAACUCUUUGCUGUAUUUUUUCUUGCACAUGCCAUUCAUUUGCUGAGUUUUGUGGUUUGUGGUAUGAAUACUCCUUUUUAUUAAUUUGAGCUCAAAGCACUAGCAUAUCACCAUUUAAUGUUACCCAACAAGGUGUUAAGUGAUGACAGGUUCCCAUUUCACCUGAUAUACUUUUGCUGCGUUAAGUAAUAACACCUGGAUGAGGGGAUGUGGGCUAAUUUCACUGCUCAUGCCAGACACUCCAUGAGCCCACUGAAUUAGAGCCAUUCCUACUAGAUAAAUGAGCAGUACACAUAGGUGCAUGUUAUGAAACAUGACUCACAUAGAGCUGUGGAGUUUUACCAAAUGAUGUGUGGGUGUUUGGGUGUUUGGGUUUUUUUGUUUGUUUUUUUACUAUGCAAAGAUGGGGAUUGCACAAACUUUUCAAAGACUAGUGUCUGAAGAACUUUACAAACAAUACUUGAACAUUUCCUUUAAAAGCAUCCCAUCAUUAUAGUCACCGUUGCUUCCAUUGUUAAUUUUCUUUUUUAAAUGGUUUGUAAUUUUUUAGGUGCACAACCUGAAGUUUUGUUUCAAGUUAAUAAAUUCCUUCUUAUCGUGUUGGCUGCCUAUGGUUGGAGAUUUGGUAGUCACUGUAUGCAUCUUUUAGCCAAGCCUGUAUUAAAACGUUUGUUAACAUAGAAUGUUGUAGCUUUAUACUUU
Messenger RNA from Choloepus didactylus (southern two-toed sloth), 6373 nucleotides. It is a transcript of the gene ADAM23, whose product is annotated as ADAM metallopeptidase domain 23. Gene Ontology annotation, molecular function: metalloendopeptidase activity. The transcript has 26 exons. The record is from RefSeq and is a predicted model, not a curated record. The coding region runs from base 335 to 2836 and encodes 833 amino acids. NCBI's taxonomy places the organism in Eukaryota, Metazoa, Chordata, Mammalia, Pilosa, Megalonychidae. Gene Ontology annotation, cellular component: presynaptic membrane. Gene Ontology annotation, biological process: proteolysis.